CCCUGUGCUGGCUGUUGUUGCCCUGUGCCGCAAGUAGCUUUCAACGUUCACCCAAAACUCUCCUGCCUAUGCUAGGCACAUGGAACUGAAGGAGACCACCUAUGAUCGAUCGGGAGUGCACAAUUUGGCCUUCCAGAAUGACAGCGAAGGUGUGGAUGUUAUAAAUCCAAAAGGUCUCGAAGACAAUUCACAGAGAAUCAAGAAUUCACAAACUAAGAAAACUGUACAUACUAAUCAGGAGGAUGAAUACAUCAAUAUUGAGAGUGAUCUGCAUGAAAACAAAUGUGACUCAGUAGAUGAUGAGCAACCACGCUUGAAAGGGCAUUUAGAAAAGAAAUAUGAUAAAGCCUGCGAAUUUUGCAAGAAACAUAAAACCAGAAUUCAUUAUGUGAUCUAUGGAAUUUUAAUAACAGCAUACUUGGCAGUAGUUAUUGCAGCCUGCAGCUUGAAUUUUCAGAGAGCCUUGCCACUCUUUAUCAUCACUGUCCUGGCCAUCUUCUUCACCUGCUGGGAUUUUUUAAUAGCUAAGUAUGAAGACAAAAUUGCUGCAUUCUUUUCCCCUGGAGAAAGAUAUCUGGAGAAACAAUGCUUUUGGCUGAAAUGGGUGCUGUGUGCAGCUCUUAUUAUAACUAUCAUCUGCUGGCUUAUCUUUGACACAGCAAAACAGGGAUCCCGCCAGCUGAUCUCUUUUGGUGGGCUUGUGAUGUAUGUUCUCUUGAUGUUUAUCUUUUCCAAAUAUCCAACUAGAGUUGCUUGGAGACCAGUAUUUUCAGGAAUAGCAAUGCAGUUUGUUCUUGGGCUUUUUAUUCUGAGGACCAAAGUGGGGUUUGAUGUGUUUAACUGGCUAGGCAUUCAGAUCCAGACUUUUCUGGAGUACUCUGACACAGGUGCCAAGUUUGUGUUCGGUGAGAAAUAUACGGAUCAUUUUUUUGCUUUUAAGGUCCUGCCAGUUGUGGUUUUCUUCAGCACAGUAAUGUCUAUGCUUUACCACGUUGGAUUCAUGCAGUGGUUCAUUGGAAAGGUUGGUUGGAUAAUGCAGAUUUUCAUGGGGACAACUCCUGUUGAGUCUCUGGUAGCUGCGGGUAACAUAUUUGUGGGACAGACAGAGUCUCCUCUCCUGGUACGGCCUUACUUAUCACACAUCACCAAAUCUGAACUCCAUGCAGUCAUGACAGCUGGAUUCUCAACUAUUGCUGGAAGUGUCUUAGGAGCAUAUAUUUCUUUCGGGGUUUCUGCCUCCCACCUACUGACUGCUUCUGUCAUGUCAGCACCAGCAUCACUAGCCACCUCCAAACUAUUCUGGCCUGAAACUGAAAAGCCUAAAGUAACUCUGAGUAGUGGCCUACAGAUGGCAAAAGGUGAAUCAAACAACCUGUUGGAAGCAGCCAGUCAAGGUGCCUCUACCUCCAUCCUGCUGGUGGCAAAUAUCACCGUGAAUCUGAUCUCCUUCCUUGCCCUGCUGUCUUUCCUUGACUCAGCCCUCUCUUGGGUGGGCAAUCUGUUUGACUACCCACAGCUGAACUUUGAGAACAUUUGUGCUUAUGUCUUCAUGCCAUUCUCUUUCAUGAUGGGGGUAGACUGGGAAGACAGUUUUAUCGUCGGUGGACUACUAGGUUACAAAACUUUCUUCAAUGAAUUUGUGGCUUAUGAGCGCCUCUCAAAACUGAUUCACAACCGAGAGAAGGGUGGGAGCAUGUACAUUAACGGUGUGAAACAAUAUAUGUCUGUUCGCUCAGAAGUCAUUGCCACCUAUGCUCUUUGUGGGUUUGCCAACUUCGGUUCCCUGGGACUGAUAAUAGGAGGCCUGACCACCAUUGCUCCCUCAAAAAAAAAGGAAAUAGCUGGUGGUGCUUUCAGAGCAAUGAUUGCCGGAACCGUCGCCUGUUUCAUGACAGCCUGUGUUGCAGGAAUGCUGACUGUCCCUGGUCUGGAAGAUCCUUGCCACAUCUUAUUAGGAAAUGCCUUCAACUCCACAGAUUUCCCUGCCAACAGCACGGAGCUAGUUGAAUGCUGCCAGCAACUCUUUACCAGUGUGAAUCAUUCGCAGGAGAUCUUCCCUGGAGGAAACAACAGCCUGAGUUCCUGGAAAGGAUGUUGCCAAAUACUGGAUCAACCUGCUUUUCAUUGCACUUGGAUUAAGCCUUAAUAGAUAGAUCAUAAAUAAGAGCUAUGUUCCUUGGUAGAAAGAUCAGAAGAGAAGAACAUUUCUGAGCUUGAUUCUCCUGAUUUCAUUUCUACCCUGAAACUGACGAAUCUGUAGAAUUAAACUGCUGUAGGCAAGAAGAAAAUAAGGUUCAGAGGAUUUCACUGCCACUUACAGAAAGUUGUGAACUAGAAAUAAUAUUUAGAAUUGCCAUCCAUUCCUAAUAGUAUUUCUGCUCCUCUUGAUAUCAAAGAAGUGUUUUUACUGCGCGAAGAUAAAUGACUUUGUUCUCAGAAAUCUCUGCACAUUUCUUCUAGUAACUAUGGCUGCAUGUGAACUGAGCUGCUAAUGUGGGGCAUCUCACCAGCUUGGUCACUGAAGCAUCUAACUCAGGGACUAGCCACUGCGUGCCCCAGUCUCCCUCCUUCUGCCCAUAGAGGUAUCCAGGCCACAUCUUGAUCCAGGAGGUUGGUCCCUGUUUAGAGGUAACUCAUGUGAAUGGAAAUGACCAAAUUCCAAGGAAAGUUUCCUGUAUCGAUUCUUCUUAAUCUUUGUGUUUAACAAUUGUGAAAAUUGAUCCUGGAGUCACCAACCAGGAACUCAGAACAGUAUUCCUACCAGAAACAAGAGAACCAUGCUGCAAAUCAAAUGUGGGUAAAAUCGUGUCACAGUCUGACUACUCCCUGUGAAAGCAACAUUAAUGGGUCUUGAAGACCUAUUGAAGAUCCUCCUGAAGAGGAAAAUCUGUUAUGUUUUUAAGGUUCAGACCUUUCAUGGACUCCAAAACUGAAAAGUUCUUUGCAGAUGGUUUUGCAAAAGAUUCCUAUCCUAUGACACUGUUAAUGCCAAAGACUUGGAAAAAAAAAAAAAAGCUGAGAACCGAA
Molecule: messenger RNA, 3027 nt
Organism: Grus americana (Whooping crane)
Lineage: Eukaryota; Metazoa; Chordata; Aves; Gruiformes; Gruidae
Gene: SLC28A3
Product: solute carrier family 28 member 3
Exons: 19
Coding region: 80-2146 (688 amino acids)
Biological process (GO): purine nucleoside transmembrane transport; pyrimidine nucleoside transport
Cellular component (GO): membrane
Molecular function (GO): purine-specific nucleoside:sodium symporter activity; pyrimidine- and adenosine-specific:sodium symporter activity
Source: RefSeq, a predicted model, not a curated record